AUGGCAGAGUUAAGAGCAGCUGUUAUCGCUGAAUAUGUGAAAGGGUACAAACCCGGACACAUAUUCAAACACCUAAAACCGCUCGGAAUCAACCGGAAAUUCGUAUACCGGACCAUAAAUCGGUACCUAGAGACCGGAGGCACCGAGGACAAGGCACGAUAUGGACGACCAAGGUCUGUGAGAACUCCAAGGCUGAAAAAGAUUAUACGAGACCGGAUUCGCCGGAAUCCCGCCCAAUCUGCACGGAAGCUGGCCAGGAACCUUAAAAUGAACCGAGAAUCAAUCCGCCUGCUUCUGCGCAAGAAUUUAAAACUUACACCGUACAAAAAACAGGUGGUUCAUGGGGUUACCAAAGCUACAAAGGACAAGAGGUACCAACGGUCGCGGGAGUUGCUCGGUUGGCGCGCAGAUGACGAGAUUAUUUUUUUGGACGAGAAGCUGUUCGUUUUGGAGCAAACAGUCAAUCGCCAAAAUGAUCAAGUUUGGAGUGUGAGCCUCCAGCAAACUCUUGCGGACAAGCUGAACGUUUCCCGGUUCUAA
Messenger RNA from Toxorhynchites rutilus septentrionalis, 540 nucleotides. RefSeq lists its product as uncharacterized. The coding region runs from base 1 to 540 and encodes 179 amino acids. Lineage: Eukaryota; Metazoa; Arthropoda; Insecta; Diptera; Culicidae. The transcript has a single exon. The record is from RefSeq and is a predicted model, not a curated record.